CCUAACCCUAAGGAGUAAAACCCUGGGAAAACCCAGCCAGCUCUUUGCGCCAGAGAAGAGUCUCGUGAAAUUGGUGACAGUUUUGAUGUUCGGUAGCGGAAUUCACUUGGUUUAGACGGAAUCCAUCGCCAAUUUUUCUCUUGGCGGUGCCGAGAAAUGCCGUGAAUUGUAGCUGGCUGCGGUUCGAAAGAAAUUUUGCAGGGUAGACUCUGUGUCGGAGGCGCACUCAGCUGCGUUUGUGGAUUUCUUCUGCGGAUUUUGAACUGGUUGAUUCUGCUGGAACCUAAGUAAUGCUGGAGAAGAUCGAAGUGGUUUUGUCUACGAUCUUUAGAACAUCGAGGUCGGGCGAAAGUUUUGCGGUGUUCAGGUUGUGGGAAAUGUUCAGCUGACGAGGGCAGCAGGAUUUUAGUUCGAGAAUGAGCAUACUAUCAGGAGGACUGGAAGGACAGGUUGGUGACAUAGUUGGUCAGUGACCAGGGAUCUCAGGAGUUUGUGAUAAUGGGGAAGGCUAAAAUGAACGCAGCUAGAAUGGGAUCAGGGGGCCCGGAGGUAGUGGCUCCAGAGCAGCUGCUGGAUUUGAUGGGGCCUCACAUUGAUUCGUUCGAUUACUUUGUAAACCGAGGCCUGCAAUCGGCAGUGCAGAAUAUGCAAUCAGUGGAAGUGGUACACCCAGUUUCUAAUGUCAACCUUCGCAUGUGGCUAGAUAAGCCCGUAGUCAACCGUCCCAUGAAGGAUCAAAAGGAUGGAGCGCUUUCCUUGGAUCAACGUCUGCUCCCCACGGAGUGCCGAAUGGGAGGAUUAAGCUACAGGGGAAGUCUCACGGCAGAUUUAUGUCUUCAGUAUGCAAGUGGAAAUGUUGUACGGAACAGUAUGUCAUUUGGCCGCAUGCCGAUCAUGGUCAAGUCAAGCCUCUGUCACUUGCGUGGUCUGGACGGGCGGAAAAUGGUUGCGAACAAGGAAGAAGCGAUGGAGAUGGGAGGAUAUUUCAUAUGCAAUGGUAUAGAGCGAAUUAUUCGACUUCUCAUCAUUCCAAAGCGUAACUUGGUGGUGGGAGUGAAGAGAGCAACCUUCAAGAAUAGAGGAAGUGCCUAUUCUGACAAGGCUGUCAUGAUAAGAUGUGUGAAACAUGAUCAGAGUGCGGUUACAUUGCGAAUGUAUUACUUGAACACGGGAGGUUCUAACCUGGGAUUUUCGUUGCGAAAGCAGGAGUUCUUAAUACCCGUAGGGUUGAUUAUAAAAGCCCUUGUUGAUACAAGUGACCGAGAGAUUUACGAGCAGCUGAUUUCUGUGCAAUCCGGUUAUGACAAGAGCACCAAAGGAGUUGUGGGCUCUCAGUUUGUGAGUCAAAGAGCAAGGAUCAUUCUGGAAGAUGUCCAGCGGCUCAACCUUUUCACACGCAUACAGUGCCUUCAAUACAUCGGAGAACGAUUUAAGCAUCUACUUGACGUUCCUGCUAGCUACUCUUCCGCCAAGGUGGGUGAGAAGGUUUUGGAAGACUACAUACUGGUCAACCUGGACAAUCCUCGGGACAAGUUCAAUAUGUUGAUAUUUAUGUUGCACAAACUUUUUGCACUGGCAGAUGGACUUGCCUCUCCAGAUAAUGCAGAUGCGUUACAGCAUCAUGAAAUUUUACUUCCUGGACAUCUUCUUACUAUAUUUGUGAAGGAGAGGAUGCAGGAAUGGCUUUACAGAGUCAAGGCGCUGCUCGUAAAGGAGAUUGAAGACAAACCCGCCUUCAAUCUACAGGAUUCCACCCAGGUACAAAAAAUACUGGAAAAAGUCCCUGCCUCAGAUGUUAGCAAAAAGGUCGAAUAUCUCCUCAAUACUGGAAAUCUUGUAACGCAGAGUGGUCUGGAUUUACAACAGUCAACCGGAUUCACCCUAGUUGCAGAAAAAUUGAAUUUUCUUCGUUACAUUUCUCACUUCCGUUCCGUUCACCGAGGAGCUUUUUUCGCAACUCUGCGAACCACACUUGUCCGUAAGCUGUUACCAGAGUCUUGGGGUUUCAUGUGCCCAGUUCACACCCCGGAUGGAUCUCCGUGUGGACUAUUGAACCAUCUUACUGCAGCAUGUUUAAUAUCAACCGAUCUGGACGCAAGGGGUCUUGUAAGGCAGCCUCUGAAAAUUCGGAAGGCCCUUACUUCUGAGCUGGUAAGCGUUGGAAUGCUCCCGUCAGUCCUCAGCAUGGCCCGGGUGGCACCUCCGGACUUUUUAACUGUUCAUCUUGACGGACGAAUCAUAGGACACAUGCGAACUCUCGACAUUCCUCCUGCGGUUGCUCACUUACGGCACUGCAAAGUCGCCAAGAUAGCAGAUAUCCCAUCUGACUUGGAAGUGGCAUACGUACCCUGUACAUCUGCUGGUGCAUAUCCGGGCCUUUUCUUGUUUAGUACACCUGGAAGAAUGCUGCGGCCCGUGAAGUGCCUAAGUCCUCAAGACAAGGGUGCACUGGAACUGAUUGGUCCUUAUGAGCAGGCGUACAUGGAAAUUAAGUGUCCAGAUGGAACAGAUGGAGGAACUACCGGCAUAUCAUCAUACGCCACCCACGAAGAGACGCAUGCCUUGGCCAUGCUCAGUGUUGUGGCCAGUUUAACUCCAUGGUCAGACCAUAAUCAGAGUCCGAGGAAUAUGUACCAAUGCCAGAUGGGAAAGCAAACUAUGGGAACUCCAUGUCAAGCUUUGCAAUUUCGGGCCGAUAAUAAGUUAUAUCGUAUACAGUCACCACAAACACCUGUUGCCAGGACGGAGAAUUGGGCCAAAUUUAAUGUAGACCAAUUUCCGACGGGGACAAAUGCUAUUGUUGCAGUGCUUGCGUACACGGGAUAUGAUAUGGAAGACGCUAUGAUUUUGAACAAAUCUGCUGUGGAACGUGGCAUGUUUCACGGACAAAUUUACAAGACAGAGACUAUCGACUUGACUCGUAUGCGUCGCAAAGGAGACGGAAUUGUCAAUGUGUUUGCCAGAUCUGACGCAGCCGGUGGUCCGAAGAGAGGAGCACCACCCGUUCAAAACUCAAAUUUUGUCGACACCGAUGGACUGCCGUACAUUGGGCAGACCUUGGUGGAGAAUAAUCCUUACUGUAGUGUAUUGAACACCGUUACUGGUAACGCGAAAAUGUCCAAGCUAAAGGGUGGAGAUAGAGCUGUUGUGGACUUUGUGGCAGCAGUCGGAACAGGACCCAAGGAGCCGAUGCAGAAGGUCAGCAUUCGGAUGCGAUACGGUCGUAACCCUGUUAUUGGAGACAAGUUCAGUAGUCGGCAUGGACAGAAGGGUGUGCUCUCACAGCAAUGGCCCGAUAUCGACAUGCCAUUUUCAGCUGUUACUGGAAUGCGACCUGAUCUUAUUAUCAAUCCCCACGCCUUUCCAUCCCGUAUGACGAUUGGGAUGCUCUUGGAAUCAAUGGCUGCGAAGGUUGGCAUUUUAAAAGGGGAGUUUAUAAAUGCUACUCCAUUUCAAAAAUGCGCUGCCGACUCGAAGAGCAGCCAUAAAAACAAAGAUGAGUCUCUUGUCGACAAGUAUGGAAAGCAGUUGAAGGAAUACGGUUUCAAUUACCAUGGCACAGAAGUCAUGUAUAGUGGUGUCUUGGGCACAGAACUUACCUGUGAAAUUUACAUCGGCUGUGUGUACUAUCAAAGACUUCGUCAUAUGGUUGGAGACAAGUAUCAGGUGAGAUCCACUGGUGCUGUGAAUCCUGUGACACGACAGCCUGUUAAAGGGCGAAAGUUUGGUGGUGGUAUUCGUUUCGGAGAAAUGGAGCGAGACUCGUUACUUGCUCAUGGUGCAGCAUACUUGUUGCAUGAUAGGCUACAUACUUGCUCAGACUAUCACACUGCGGACAUCUGUGUUCGAUGUGGAAGUCUGUUGUCUACCACACCUGUAAUUCAGCAGAAGAGCAGUGCAGCUUUUGCAAUGGGAUUAGGGUCAAGUAAAGAGAGCAAAGUCAUCUGUAGAGUGUGCAAUUCAAGUCGGGAUAUUGAGCUGGUGGCCAUGCCUUACGUUUUCAGAUAUCUUGCCUCAGAGUUGGCAGCCAUGAACAUCAAAUUAACACUUACAAUUGGCAACGGCUGAUAUAUAAAAGUAAAUAUAUUUUUCAGCUUUACAUCGUC
Marchantia polymorpha subsp. ruderalis is the source of this 4106-nucleotide messenger RNA. NCBI's taxonomy places the organism in Eukaryota, Viridiplantae, Streptophyta, Marchantiopsida, Marchantiales, Marchantiaceae. The record is from the annotation of a GenBank genome assembly.